AUGUGCCGGUUUCUGGUCUACAAAGGCAGCGAUGAGAUUCUUCUAUCAUCGUUGAUUCUCGAUCCUACUCAUUCUAUUCUUAAGCAAUCUUUUGAUUCUCGUUUGCGUCUCGAUACGAGACGAGGCCAGAACAAUGCAGAUGGCUUCGGUAUAGGCUUCUACACUGAUCCUAAGCUUGGCGCAGCGCCUUGUCUUUUUACAUCGACCAUUCCUGCCUGGAACUGCACCAACCUGCAGCGCAUCGCCUCCAAGACCGCAUCCCGCCUAAUCUUUGGCCAUGUCCGUGCCACGACCGAGGGUUCCCUGAGCGAGGACAACUGCCACCCUUUCACACACGGCAGUUUGAUGUGGAUGCACAACGGAGGACUCGGUGGAUGGAAGCACAUCAAGCGUCGCCUCGGCGAGCGUCUGGCUGACAAGUGGUACCUGGGCGUCAAGGGCGGCACCGACAGCGAAUGGGCAUUUGCCCUCUUUCUCGAUACCCUGGAGCGACUCGGUCAGGAUCCCAGUGCUUGCCCCGAAACCGGCUUUAACCCUACCAUCCUGCGAGAGGCCGUGAAGCGCACAAUUGCGCAGAUCAACGAGAUGACCGAUGCGAUCCCCGAAAGUGUCUUGCAGAAUGAGGAUGUCGAUACUAGGAGUUUGCUCAACUUUGCCGUCACUGAUGGCCAUAGCGUGAUUUGCACUCGAUACAUCAGCAGUUCCAAGGAUGAGGCCGCCAGUUUGUAUUAUUCUUCUGGGACCCAAUGGACAACUCGCACCAAGGCUGCGAACGAUAAGCAAUAUCAGAUGGAGCGCAAGGACCGGGGUGCUGAUAUUGUGCUUGUUGCGAGUGAGCCAUUGACAUUCGAAAGAGAAAACUGGGUCAACGUACCUACAAAUUCCAUCUUGACUAUCCACAGACAGACCGUCAUGGUUCAUCCUAUUAUCGAUAAGUACUACGAGCGAGAUCCUCACCAUAUCCGCUCCAGUGCAUUCGUGCAAGCCAAGGGUCUCACUUCAAAUGAGAAGAACCGAAGCGACACCGGCAGUCCCGCGGUAAACGAUCGUCAGCAGCAUGAACUGGACGGUUACCGCAAGAUGAUGACAGGCACAAUUGGAUUUGGCCCAUCGAGAAGCCUCAGUCCUGACGUCUGCCGCCAGACAAGAACACCAGCUCCUGUGUGCGAAUCGAUUCCCGUUCCACAGCCGCAGGCGCAGGCGCAACCACAGGUGCAACCACAGACAGCACAGGCAUCGCCACCAAAUGAGCAAAGCAACAGACCGGCCCCAGCACAGGGGAAUAUCAAGGUUAAGAGACGAUCUGUCCAGCUGCUGGAUAACAACCAGGGCCAAGAGUCAAAUGACUUUGAUCAAAUCUCUGAUACGGACGAGCCCACGUGCGCCGAUGUUCGAAACCCGAGGAAGCUUUCUCGGUAUUUCCCUGAACUCACUCUUGCUGACGCGAGAUCAUAA
Molecule: messenger RNA, 1455 nt
Organism: Fusarium sp. VM40
Lineage: Eukaryota; Fungi; Ascomycota; Sordariomycetes; Hypocreales; Nectriaceae
Source: the annotation of a GenBank genome assembly